Molecule: messenger RNA, 275 nt
Organism: Acanthoscelides obtectus
Lineage: Eukaryota; Metazoa; Arthropoda; Insecta; Coleoptera; Chrysomelidae
Source: the annotation of a GenBank genome assembly
GUUUGGCUUACGACAGUGUAAGGUUCGUGCUACCAUCGACUAAUUAUUGAUUUGAGAUUAUGUCUAUGGUCAGUUCACGAACAAAAAGGAUUUUGGCAGCUCUUAGCCAAAAUGAUUAAUCGAAUAAUGUAAAUUCUGAGGAAGAAAUCGGGUCUAUGCCGAUAUCAAUUAUUUCAAGUGACAAUAUUUUUGAUCUAGAUAAUUCCGAAAAUAUUUUAAAAACUACUUUAGUAAAUGAAGACGUAAUCGAAAUAGAUCAAUCGAAAUAAGAGAAA